Molecule: messenger RNA, 1300 nt
Organism: Phlebotomus argentipes
Lineage: Eukaryota; Metazoa; Arthropoda; Insecta; Diptera; Psychodidae
Gene: Pex7
Product: peroxisomal targeting signal 2 receptor
Exons: 3
Coding region: 167-1126 (319 amino acids)
Biological process (GO): protein import into peroxisome matrix
Cellular component (GO): cytosol; peroxisomal matrix
Molecular function (GO): protein binding
Source: RefSeq, a predicted model, not a curated record
GUUCAUCUGCUGAAAAAUCCCACUUGAAAAUAGAGAUUCUGCAUCAAUAUGCAAGGUUUUCCUGUGGUUACUCCUCAGCAUUCCACUUAAUUUUCACUGAAUUACCACCUAAACUCGCCGUGCAAUGCAUAGGGAAUAGAUUUGUGCAAUUACAUCAAGUGUUGCCAUGCCAACCUACUUGACCCCCAACCGGCAUGGAUACAGCGUGCGCUUCUCCAGGUUCAACGCCGACCGCCUCGCCGUGGCCACGAGUCAGUUCUUCGGGCUGGCCGGCGGUGGGACGCUGUUCAUCCUGGAGCUGACGCCAGACGGAGGCAUCCAGGAAGUGCAGUCCUUUCAGUGGAGCGACGGACUCUUCGACGUGGUUUGGUCAGAAAGUCCGAGCGCGGUGAUCACAGCAUCCGGCGAUGGCGGGCUGCAGCUGUGGAAUGCCGACGUGGAAGGUCGCUCAACGGUGCCCCAGAGUUGCUACUCUGAACACCGGAAAGAGGUGUACAGCGUGGACUGGAGCCGGACGCGCCAGGAGCAGUUGAUGCUGAGCGCCAGCUGGGACUGCACAAUCAAGCUGUGGGAUCCGCAACGGAGUGCCUCGCUGAGCACAUUCCUGGGCCACUCGGAACUCGCGUACAGUGCCAUGUUCUCCAGCCACAUUCCCAACACCUUCGCCAGCGUGGGCGGCGAUGGGUAUCUGAAGGUGUGGAACACCCUGGGCCACCAGCGUCCCACGGCCGUGGUGAAGGCGCACGACGCCGAAGUGCUGUCGUGCGACUGGGCGAGAUACGAGCAGAAUCUGCUGGCCACGGGCGGCUCAGACGGAUUAAUCAGAGGCUUUGACCUGAGAAACUUCUCACUGCCGCUGUUCGAGCUGCAAGGGUGUGAAUACGCUGUGCGGAGGAUCAGAUUCUCACCCUUCCAGCCGAACAUCCUCGCGGCGGUGUCUUACGACUUCACGACGCGCAUCUGGGACUUUCAGCGCACUCCUGAGGCCAUCGAGACAAUCCGGCACCACUCGGAAUUCAACUAUGGACUGGACUGGAACGCCUUGCGGUGCAACCAAUUGGCGGACUGCGGCUGGGACUCGCUAGUGCACGUCUUCACGCCGCGAUGCCUGAGUGGGGCGGCUUGAGUAAGUGUUAAUUUGUAUUGUGAUGCCGGGAGGAUGACCUCCCCAAGACAUUCCUAUUGCAUGACACCGCGUGGUCAAGUGGACAAACGGUUUUUAUUUAUAGACGGUAUCCUUUCUCCUCUAGAGUAUCGUGAAGGGCAAUAAAAUAUUUUCUCGAACCAUGGUGAUUGCUUC